Messenger RNA from Mytilus californianus (California mussel), 579 nucleotides. RefSeq lists its product as uncharacterized. Lineage: Eukaryota; Metazoa; Mollusca; Bivalvia; Mytilida; Mytilidae. The coding region runs from base 16 to 540 and encodes 174 amino acids. The transcript is spliced from 4 exons. The record is from RefSeq and is a predicted model, not a curated record.
UUGGUUGCUUUACUUAUGGUUGCAUGUUUUGGGUCUGUUUUCGGAAGAUAUUUAGCACAAGACUGUAUGUACAAAGACCCUGCUACUGGGAGAACAUAUGACCUGACACCUUUAAUUUCCAGUAGUCCCAAUGGCUAUAUGUGGACACAGACAGUAUGGUCUAUUGGUGGAUAUUCUCUCGAUAGCUUGAAUAAUGACAACCAGGUCAACGUAUCUUUUCAGUUACAGCUUUGUAGGAAUAUCAUAAAUCAACAAUUCAAAGGGUGUAACAGUACAGGUGCAGCAUAUUCGUACGAUGCGACAAAUGGGUGCAUAAAUUGGGGCCAAGCAACAACUGCCGCGUUUGAUGUGGCACCUUAUAAAGACGGUGUAUUUAUGCAGAUGUACCAUGGCGACGUUGUCAACCACUGGCAGAAAUAUAUGUCCAAUGUAUAUAUCGUGUGUGAUAAAACUGCAACUGAAGUGAAACCUAUGUUUGAACAUGUCAAGUCGGAUAUUUCGCAAGCGCAUUUCAAAAUCCUGACAAAACAAGUAUGUUAGUUGGGUGUAUUUAUUGGAAUUAAAGAUAUAAGCUUUUGA